Lucilia cuprina (Australian sheep blowfly) is the source of this 1530-nucleotide messenger RNA. RefSeq lists its product as uncharacterized. The transcript is spliced from 4 exons. Gene Ontology annotation, biological process: tRNA-type intron splice site recognition and cleavage. NCBI's taxonomy places the organism in Eukaryota, Metazoa, Arthropoda, Insecta, Diptera, Calliphoridae. Gene Ontology annotation, cellular component: tRNA-intron endonuclease complex. The record is from RefSeq and is a predicted model, not a curated record. Bases 17 to 1288 code for a protein of 423 amino acids.
CAACAAAAGCACAAAAAUGGAAGAGGAUUCUAAAGAAAUUUUAAAAAUAACACAAGAAAUUGUAAAAAUUAAACCAAAAACUAAAUAUUUAAGUCCAACUGAGCUAACAACUUUAAGAAAUCAGGAAAUUUCCACCAGCACAGCAGGUUUAAAAAGAACGAAAGUUGAGAAUACUCAAGAGGAACAAAAUGAAUUGGAGAAGUUGUAUGAUAAUUUGCAAAUGCAAUUAUCAAGACCUCGCAUAGAACGUUUGACCGGCCGUGCUGUAGGUGUUUGGGAUUCUGUAAAACAGUUGGUGCGAGUUGAACGUAAAGAUGGCAAAUUUGGUAAUUUUGGUUUUAGUAUAGACGGUGAGCUGUAUUUGGAUUAUUAUGAGGCGAUGUUUUUAUUGGAAGUAAAUCGCCUACAACUAGAAUACAACUCUAGAAUAAUGUCCAUAGAACAAGCCUACUUACUGCUAAUGGGCGAACAGCACUCCCCUAAAUAUCACGAAUAUCUAGUGUAUUCUAAUCUAACCAGAAUUGGUUACAUUUUAGUAAAACAUCAAAACAAACUCUUUCAAACGCAACAAAUUAACAAUGAAGCCGAUUGUGUUUGGGCCGUUUUAGAGGCAGAACUGCAGAAUGAUACGGUAGCAGAUUAUAUAAAGAAAACACCAUAUUAUGCCAAAGUUAAGCAGAGAUUUGAGUCAGUAAAAAAUAAAAUUAAAAAUCAAACUGAAGAGGUUUUAGAAAAAGAAGAAAAUGAUAAGUUAGCAAAUACAUCUACAAAUAUGAAUUUUGGUUUAAAAAUGAAACCAAAUUUAAAAAGAAAAGCUCAAGCGGAAGAAUGUCAAAACGAAUGGUUAACAGCAAAGAGACAUUGUAAUUAUGCACUUAAAGUGUUUCAGCGCAGUUUGGUGGAUUUCUUAAAAGAGGAAGAUGAGUAUAAGCAGUUUAAGGAAAUCUUUGAAAAAUUCGAUUUGGUGCCUUUGAAAAUGAGUGAGAAAAAGGAAUUUGAAGAGGAAGAUAAAGAAGAUGAAGAUGUUACAGCAACCGAACUAGAAUGUGAAGAGUUGAGGGUAAAAUAUCCCAUCAAUUUCGAUGUUUAUUUACACAAUGAAGGUUUUCGUAAAAGCUCUCCUCAUUUACCCAAUUUUCGUGUGAUUAUAUUGCAAACUGAACAGAAGUUUCCCUCACAUAAUGAAAUAUUUCUUACCCACCGACAACAAUUAAAUCCAGUGCCUUUAUUAAUCGUAUCCGUUAAUGAUUCCAAACAAAUGCAGGCAUUUUUAUAUUAUUUCAGUUAAGAUUUUCUUAUAAAAUCUUUAAGAAAUUCCAUUAACAUUUGUUUUUUUAAUAGAAUGGCAUUUAAAUCUAAUAUUUUAACGCUUCAUUUAUUAAUUUUAUUAAUACAAUUUAUUUCUUUAAUUGUUGAUGUUCAAUGUUCAUUCAUUGUUGUUUAAUAUUUUAUUGUGUAAUUAAUAUCUUUAUUUUUGUCUAAACUUUUAAUACAAGCAAUAAAAUUAGCGAGUUUUUGCUCAUGAUAGUA